AUGCCUUUUGGAUUCCGUUUUUCCUUCAACCUUUCCAUCGGCAGCAACGAGCAGCCUGACGAAGUUGCCACCGAGGCGAAUCCUCCACCGAUCGCCGACAAGAUAGCACGCAGAAGGAGGGUUGCGCAGACGACCAGAGCAGCUCGGAGAGACACCAAACAACAACAUAUCGCAGACCGACAACGCGCCAACAUGCCGACAGCAUCAGCCGCGUCAACCCCUCAUGAGACGGAUCACGCCAGCCUCCACAGGCUAAUGUACCACACCCAUCGCCUGGAGAUGCAGAGGCAGUACUUCCAAGCACCGUUCAAGAGCACUUUCGAUCUAGGGACUUACCGCUCUUCAUCGCCCGAGAAUCGUCAGGGCCAUCAAGAAGCGUUGAUCACCCUGGGACACGGCGCUGAACGUCAGCUGUAUUUCUCGCUGUCCGAUGAGGAGUUCGAAGACCGCCUCAGUCGAGACAUCGCUGCUGGCAAAGCGGAGGAGUCCUUGACGACUACGUCCAGUAUGUUGGACUUGAAGGAGAGACUGCUUGCUGCGGGAUGGUCGGAGGAGUCCAUCGAGGCAAUUGCGAGCUGGAGCGCGGGGCUUGCAAGUCGGGAAAAUGAAGCCAAAUCAGUGCAUGACUUGUUUGGAAAGGUGGAGAAAAAAGACGCUGAAGAGGAGGAGCGGGAGAGACUGGUUCAGGUCGCAGGUGGUCAUCAGAGCAUGGUUGGGGGAUUCGGGGAUACAAGAGACCACAAGGAUGCACUGGAAGUGGACGCCAAGUUGCAAAGCCCAGGAGAAGGGCUCGCGGGCACGACAGAUGAAGCAAGCAAAGCGAAGGAGGCUGAGAGUGGAUUUGACGAGUUUGUCGAUUGCAGAAGCCAGCAAAACUCGGACGAAGAGGAAUGGUGUUUGGUGUGA
Neohortaea acidophila is the source of this 906-nucleotide messenger RNA. RefSeq lists its product as uncharacterized. The record is from RefSeq and is a predicted model, not a curated record. The transcript has a single exon. Lineage: Eukaryota; Fungi; Ascomycota; Dothideomycetes; Mycosphaerellales; Teratosphaeriaceae. The coding region runs from base 1 to 906 and encodes 301 amino acids.